AUCCUGUUUCAUAUAAUAAAGAUAAUUCAUGUGUCGUAAGAACCGUUACAGUGGAAACUUCUACCAAUAUUUCACGUGAGCAAGGUUUAAUACAAGAAAUAAAUCAUGCAAUCAAAACUGAAAUGAACAAUGACCAUCCAAAUUGUGACAAUGUCAGAAUUUCAGUGAACAUUGUUCAUUCUAACUCGAAAUCCUCUGAUAAUGAGAAUCCUUAUGAUGAGAAUCCUUAUGGCUUUGAUGAUGAUAAUGAUAAUGGGAACGAUG
Molecule: messenger RNA, 264 nt
Organism: Dentiscutata heterogama
Lineage: Eukaryota; Fungi; Glomeromycota; Glomeromycetes; Diversisporales; Gigasporaceae
Source: the annotation of a GenBank genome assembly